Molecule: messenger RNA, 741 nt
Organism: Racocetra persica
Lineage: Eukaryota; Fungi; Glomeromycota; Glomeromycetes; Diversisporales; Gigasporaceae
Source: the annotation of a GenBank genome assembly
AUGUCAACACCCAAUCAGAAAUGUCAUAAAUGUCAAAGUAAUUUAACCCCUUCUCAUUUUUUUAAUAGAGAAAAAGAAUAUAGGGUUUGUUCCCCUUGUAUGGAAGAAAUGAAAAGAGAGUUAGAAAGCAAAGGAGAAAAAGCAGAAUUGUGGGAUAAUUUCUUUUCAUGUAUCAAUGAACAAGGAAUAGAGAGUGAACAAUUAUCAAGCAUAAGUGUCAAAAACAAUGUUGAAAGAGUGGUUGUGUUUGAUAAUGCUAAAUGUUCUAAUUGUGAAAUGAAAGAAAUUGAAGAAGAACUUAAAAAAGAUGGAGAGAGAGACAACAAUCUCACCCAACAAUCCCAAUUACAAUCUGAAAUUUCCACCUUAGAAUCUAAUCCUAAUAAAACUCCUGAACAAGAACAAGAAUUAGAGGAAAAGAAAAGGAAAUUAGCGGAGUUGGAGGCUAAAUUGCGGGAGUUAGAAGAAAAAAAUAAAACUGAUAAUUCUACUGGAAAUGAAGAUAAAGGGGGAAUCGUCAGAAGAGGAGAAAGAAAGUUUAAGAACCAAGAAUUAAGUAAAAAUCACAUUCGAAUUGACCAAGAGGGUAAUGUUGAGACUAGUCAAAAAGUCUCACGUUUAGAUAAAACUAAAAAAGUGGCAGAGAUAACUUUAGAAGUCAUAAAACCUAUUGCCUUGGCAGUGGGAGUAGUGCAUGCGGUUGUUGUGAUUGCGACGACUCAUGCCUGUCGGAUAAUGUAA